Panicum virgatum (switchgrass) is the source of this 3230-nucleotide messenger RNA. RefSeq names its product receptor like protein 22-like. Gene Ontology annotation, molecular function: protein binding. The record is from RefSeq and is a predicted model, not a curated record. NCBI's taxonomy places the organism in Eukaryota, Viridiplantae, Streptophyta, Magnoliopsida, Poales, Poaceae. The coding region runs from base 46 to 3123 and encodes 1025 amino acids. The transcript has 2 exons.
CCAAGUCACGGCAUCCUCCGCGUUCGCACGGGGCAAGAUCGUGCCAUGUCAGGCUGCACGGACGAACAGCCGCGCCGCGUCCGCGGCGACGCGCCCCACCACCUCCUCCUCCUCGUCGUCACCUGCGCCGCGGCCGUUGGCACCGCGGCGGCCUCCGGCUCCGGGUGCCCCGCCGACCAGGCCGCGGCGCUGCUUCGGCUGCGGCGGUCCUUCCAGCGGCCGGAGCUGAGCCUGCCGUCGUGGCGCGCGCGCACGGACUGCUGCCGCUGGGAGGGCGUCACCUGCGGCGCGGCGGCCCCGGGGCGGGGCGGCGCGGUCGUCGUCACGGCGCUCGACCUCGGCGGCCGCGGCCUGAGGAGCCGCGCCGGCCUCGGCCUCGACGGCGGCUCCCUCUUCCGCCUCGCCACCCUGCGGCGCCUCAGCCUCGCGGGCAACGACUUCGGCGGCGCGGAUCUCCCGGCGGCCGGGUUCGAGCGCCUCGCCGAGCUCACCCACCUCAACCUCUCCGGCGCCGGCUUCGCCGGCCCGGUGCCCGCCGGCAUCGGCGCCUUGCGCAACCUCGUGUCCCUCGACCUCUCCGACAACAACCAGGGCUACUCCGACGACGGGUCGGUGAUCGCCUUGUCCGGGCCGAUUCCCGAGUUCUUGGCCGAGUUCCAGCACCUCACCGUCCUUCAGCUCUCGAACAAUGACUUCAACGGCUCGCUUCCUCGGAGCAUCUUUCAGCUGCCGAGGCUACGGGUGCUCGACGUGUCGUCCAACGCCGACCUCGCCGGCAGCUUGCCGGUGCUCCCCGCCGGUAGCUCCUUGGAGGUUCUGAACCUGAAAGAAACAAGCUUUUCUGGUCAAAUACCAACCUCUAUCGGCAACCUGAAACAUCUGAAGACUCUGGACAUCAGCGGGACCAAUGGCUCUGGAGGGAUUCCCGCCUCGAUCGGUGGCCUUGCAUCACUGAGCUUCUUGGAUCUGAGCAGCAGCGGGUUCCAAAUCGGAGAGCUGCCGGCUGCCAUCGGCAGGCUGCAGUCACUGUCCACUCUGCGGCUCACCGGGUGCGGCAUCUCAGGCGAAAUACCAUCGUCGUUUGCGAAUCUGACACGCUUAACUGAAUUGGACCUCUCGCGAAACAAUAUCUCAGGGCAAAUAACUUUCUUCAGCAAGGAAUCAUUUCUGAAUCUAAAGAGCCUACAACUAUGCUGCAACUCCCUAUCAGGGCCGGUUCCUAGCUUCAUAUUCUCUCUUCCUCAGGUGGAAUUCAUAUCGCUUAUGUCGAAUAAUCUAGCUGGUCCACUCCCUGAAUUCUCCAGCCCUUCUCCAUUCCUGCAAUCCAUUUACCUGGACUACAACCAGUUGAAUGGAUCGAUACCCAUGUCCUUCUUCGAGCUCACGGGUUUACAGACUCUUGAUCUCUCUAGAAAUAGCUUAACUGGAGCAGUAAAACUUAGCUCCUUCUGGAAACUCACAAAUUUAAGUAACCUCUGCCUGUCAGCUAACAAACUGACAGUGAUAGUGGACGAUGAGCACGUCAGUUCUUCGUCUGCAUCGCUCCCUCAAAUCAACGCUCUGGGGUUAGCAUGCUGCAACAUGACCAAGAUCCCCUCCAUAUUAAGGUAUGUUUUGGUACACGAUCUUGACCUUUCUUGCAACCAGAUUGGUGGAUCUAUACCUAAGUGGAUAUGGGGUGGCCAGGUUGAGAACGUAGAUGUGUUCAAGUUCAAUCUUUCUCGCAACAAGUUUAGCAGCAUAGACCUGCCUCUUGCUAAUGCCAGCGUAUACUAUCUUGAUCUCAGUUUCAACAAGAUUCAAGGGCCCAUACCCAUCCCAGUGUCUCCACAGUUCUUGGAUUACUCAAACAACCUCUUCUCAUCCGUCCCACAGUACUUGAUGGAACGAGUAAGCAGUCCUUUCUUUCUGAAUCUAGCCAACAACACACUGCAUGGAGCCAUCCCACCUAUGCUCUGCAACGCAAGCAAUCUCCAGUUCCUCGACAUCUCUUACAACAAUUUCAGUGGCCAUGUUCCAUCUUGUCUAGUAGAUGGACACCUGACCAUCCUGAAAAUGAGACAGAACCGACUUGAGGGCAGGCUCCCUGAUGAUAUCAAAGGAAGGUGUGUUUCCCAGACGAUCGAUUUCAACGGGAAUCAGAUAGAGGGGGAGCUGCCAAGGUCCCUCUCGAACUGCAGUAACUUGGAGGUUUUCGAUGUCGGAAACAACAAUUUCAGUGGCUUGUUUCCUAGCUGGAUCAUGAAGCUGCCCAACCUUAGAGUUCUAGUGCUGAGAUCCAACAGAUUCUCCGGUGCAGUGGAUAAAAUUCCAAUCGAGAGUGAUCAAAACAGGACUGAUUUCUUAAGCUUGCAGAUCAUUGAUCUGGCCUCAAACAACUUCUCCGGCACAUUGGAUCCACGGUGGUUCGAGAAGCUCAGAGCGAUGAGGAUGGCUACCACCAGCAGCACGAACAAGAACGACGCGCCGCUUGCCCUGGAGAACAACCUGUCAGGGAAACUGUACCGUGACACGGUGGUGGUCACGUACAAGGGGACACCCACGACGGUGAGCAAGAUCCUGGUGGCCUUCGCCGUGAUUGACUUCUCCGGCAACGCGUUCGCCGGCGCCAUCCCCGCGUCGAUCGGGAGGCUCGCGUCGCUGCGCGGGCUCAACCUGUCGGGUAACGCCCUCGCCGGGGCGAUCCCGCCGGAGCUCGGCGGCCUGCGGCAGCUCGAGUCGCUGGACCUCUCGUCCAACCGGCUGGAGGGGCGGAUCCCGGAGGCGCUGGUUUCGCUGACCUCUCUCGCCUGGCUGAACCUCUCCGGCAACCGGCUGGAGGGGAGCGUCCCGCAGGGAGGGCAGUUCCUGACGUUCACCAACGCCUCGUUCCAGGGGAACCCGGGGCUCUGCGGCAAGCCGCUGUCUCGGCGGUGCGACGGUGGUGGUGGUUCGGACACGGGAGGAGCCCCUGCGUCGGAGCACGGGAGGAGCUCGGAGGACACCAUCGUGAUGUUCUGUCUCGCCGGGUCAGGGUAUGGCCUGGGCUUUGCGGUGGCCAUCCUGUUUCAGCUGGCCUGCAGAGGCCAAAAGAUGGAACGUCUGCUAGGACUGCGUUUGUGCAUGGGGCGGAGUGAACGCUGAGUGAUGUAACCUGCGGCUAUGAUUUUGGCCGUGUUUAGUUCAUGUAAAAAUUUUGCGUUGAAAUUUUGCUAAUUUGAAGUACUAAAUAAAAUUUAUUUACAAAUUUU